Molecule: messenger RNA, 1875 nt
Organism: Pecten maximus
Lineage: Eukaryota; Metazoa; Mollusca; Bivalvia; Pectinida; Pectinidae
Product: endoplasmic reticulum chaperone BiP-like
Biological process (GO): protein refolding; cellular response to unfolded protein; endoplasmic reticulum unfolded protein response
Cellular component (GO): nucleus; endoplasmic reticulum lumen; membrane
Molecular function (GO): ATP binding; ATP-dependent protein folding chaperone; heat shock protein binding
Source: RefSeq, a predicted model, not a curated record
AACACUGGAAACGAUAUAACGCACGCGAGUUAACCAUACGGCGCAAUCUGUCAGAAACACAAAUCUAAGGAAGGCACACUUACACGGAGGCACUUUUUAGUUUAUAUUAACUGAGAAGCCGGACAAGCCAUAAGAGAAUCAAGAUGAAAUUGAAAUUAGUGGUGCCAAUUUGUUUGGCGGUGUUGUUGGCGGUCCAGGGAAAAGAUGAGGACGACAAGAAGAAAGAUAGUGUAGGAACAGUAAUUGAUCUGGGAACUACUUACUCCUGUGUCGGAGUGUUUAAAAAUGGACGUGUAGAAAUCAUUGCCAACGACCAGGGAAACCGUAUCACACCCUCUUGUGUAGCAUUUACCAGUGAAGGCGAGCGUCUGAUUGGAGAUGCAGCAAAGAAUCAGCUGACCAGCAAUCCUGAAAACACCAUCUUUGAUGUCAAACGUAUGAUUGGUCGUACUUGGGAUGACAAAUCUGUGCAGAGUGACAUCAAAUUUUACCCUUUCAGUGUUGUCAACAAGGCUAAUAAACCCCAUGUUGACACUGAGAUUGCAGAGAUUUUGCGUGUUGGAGGAUCAACCAGAAUUCCCAAAGUCCAACCACUUGUCAAGGACUACUUUGAUAGAAAGGAAUGUAUGAAAUAUCUAUUGCUACUGCUAACACAUCAACUAUUAUAUUUGGUUACGCUAGAAAAAUGCACUUUGGAGCCAACCCGAGGUGUCAACCCAGAUGAGGCUGUUGCUUAUGGUGCUGCUGUUCAGGCUGGUGUUCUCGGUGGAGAGGAGGAUACAGGAGAUCUGUUGUUGCUCGAUGUCAAUCCCCUUACCAUGGGAAUUGAAACAGUCGGAGGAGUCAUGACCAUGUUGAUCCCACGUAACACUGUCAUCCCGACAAAGAAAUCCCAGAUCUUCUCCACAGCUGCCGACAACCAGCCAACUGUCACCAUUCAGGUAUUUGAAGGUGAGCGACCCAUGACCAAGGACAACCAUUUGCUUGGAAAAUUUGAGUUGACCGGAAUCCCACCAGCACCCCGUGGUGUUCCCCAGAUUGAGGUCACGUUCGAGAUUGACGUCAAUGGUAUCCUGAAGGUUACUGCUGAAGACAAGGGCACUGGCAGCAAGAACCAGAUUACAAUUCAGAACGACAACGAACGUUUGUCACCCGAAGACAUUGAACGUAUGAUCAAUGAUGCAGAUAUAUUUGCUGAUGAAGACGAGAAAGUUAAGGAGAAGGUUGAUGCCAAGAAUGAGCUAGAAAGUUAUGCUUAUUCAUUGAAAACACAAAUUGGAGACAAAGAAAAAUUGGGUGGCAAAUUAAGUGAUGAAGAUAAAACAAGCAUUGAAGAAGCUGUUGAAGAAAAAAUUAAGUGGUUAGACAGUAAUGCUGAUUCAGAUACUGAAGAGUUUAAAGCACAAAAGAAAGAACUAGAGGAAGUUGUUACACCUAUUAUGAGUAAACUUUAUCAGGGAGCGGGAGGUGCUCCACCACCAGAGGGAGAAGAGGGAGAGGAUCAUGACGAAUUAUAAAAAUUGUGGAACCUAGAUUUAAAUUAUUUUGUUCAUUUAAGUUGGUUGUUUCUAACGGGUAUCAUUCUAUUAAAUUUUAGAUCCGUUUCUUGGAAUUUGAAACAAUAUUCACUAAUUCACAUUCAAAUGUUUGGUUUAGGACUAUGAGCAAAGGGAAGAAAUUUCACCACUUUUCUGUCUUUAUUUCAAGUUGGAAUAACAAUUACAAAUGUCUCUUUUUUCUUUUCUUUUUUUUUUCAUUAAAGUGCAAGUUUCUCAAUCAUUUGACAUUCAUCCAUUUUUAAUGUAAAUCCAUGUCAUUCUAUGUAAAAGAGCAAAGUACCUGGGAUAUGUAUGGAUGCAUGUGAAGUGCUUUUAU